This is a messenger RNA of Colletotrichum spaethianum, 189 nucleotides long. RefSeq lists its product as uncharacterized. The transcript has a single exon. The record is from RefSeq and is a predicted model, not a curated record. Bases 1 to 189 code for a protein of 62 amino acids. Lineage: Eukaryota; Fungi; Ascomycota; Sordariomycetes; Glomerellales; Glomerellaceae.
AUGGCUGCGGCCGUCUGGGGAGGCCAGCACCUCCAGCUUCACGUCGAGCUCGCAAGGUGGUCCCAACCCCUGAGCGGCGGCGGCGGCGGCACAGAGUCGAUCGACACUGACUCCAGGUCCAGCAGGUUCAGCAGGCCCAGCAGAGUGGAGCAGCGGCAGGGAGCCCAUGGAAGAGCAUUGAGUGCUUGA